CCUCCUUCUGCCCAUUGGGAUUGGGCCGCAAAUCACAGUCCUCUCACCCAAGCCCCCGCCCGCCUUCACGCCUCCCACCCCCGCCGGCGAUCCCGAUCGCGUUGCCCAACUAGAGACUGAAGCCCUUAUCUCUCUUUCUCUCUCUGCUCAUUAUUGCGGGAGCUUUUCACAUUUUAGAUCGAAACCAGCAAAGAAUAAAAGGUUGGUGGAGCAGAACUCGUCAAAUUGCUUCUAUAUUCUUUAUUCAUGGCUGAAUCCCACCACUUUCAGCAUUCUUAGAUCGGUCUGCUUGCACCGAUCAAUCAACAGGUAUGCGACUAUUUCGGCAAGUUCCUCGCGCGAUUUCUGAACUAUAGAAUCGCAGCCUGCGUAGCCGUGAUUUUAUCUACAUUCUAUUCCCUGGAUCUCCUCCGGUAUAAAACCGAUUAACAGGAUCGGAAUACUGUAUUGAUUUGGAAGAAUAUGAAGGGAUUCGCGAUGCACGAGCGGCGUUGGGCGUCGGACUCUGUGCCGGGAGACAAGGUGAUGAGCGCCAGUUCAUCACCUGAAAGCUAUGCUAUGACGUCAAUAGAGGGCUCCGAGGAGUUCGUGGAGGUGACCCUCGACGUGCAGGAAGACGACACAAUCGUUCUACGAAGCAUCGAGCAAUUUCCUUCAUCGACCUGCUUCUUGGAUCAGGACACCACAUCGGAGAGUUUCCGAUCGAGCACUUCAAAAUCGCCGUCAGUGAUACGGAGCUCGUCGCACAAGCUGCGUCAGUUCUCUCACGAACUGAAAGCAGAAGCGAUGGCCAAAGCACGGCAGAUCUCGCAGGAGCUCCGAGCAGAGCUUAAGCGCUUUUCAUGGAGCCACGGCCACUUGGGGAGAUCGCCGGCCGACGGCGCCGCAGCUGCGAUCGAUUCCGCACUCGCCGCUCGCGCUGCGCGGAAGCAGAGAGCUCAGUUAAAUCGCACGCGUUCCGGAGCCCAAAAAGGUCUCCGAGGGCUCAGAUUCAUCAGCACCAAGACCGCUAACGGCGUCGAUGCGUCCAACGAAGUGCUGAGCAGAUUUGAUUCUCUAGCCCGCGACGGUUAUCUAAGCCGCUCAGAUUUCGCCCAAUGUAUCGGGAUGAAGGAUUCAAAGGAGUUCGCAUUGGAGCUGUUCGAUGCUCUCAGUCGGCGGCAGAGAUUAAAAUCGGAGAAGAUCAGCAAGGAGGAGCUCUCCGAGUUCUGGUCGCAGAUUACAAAUCAGAGUUUCGAUUCCCGCCUCCAGAUCUUCUUCGACAUGGUGGACAAAAACGAAGACGGACGUGUUACAGAGGAAGAAGUCAAGGAGUUAAUAAUGUUAAGUGCUUCAGCCAAUAAAUUAUCGAGGUUGAAGGAGCAGGCCGAAGAAUACGCGGCUCUGAUCAUGGAGGAAUUGGACCCUGAGAGACUGGGCUACAUUGAGCUAUGGCAGUUGGAGACACUGCUGCUUCAGAAGGACACAUACCUGAACUACAGCCAGGCGCUGAGCUACACAAGCCAGGCUUUAAGCCAGAACCUGGCCGGACUCAGAAAAAGGAGUCCCAUCCGUCACCUAAGCAACAAGCUUGGCUACUUCCUGGAAGAGAACUGGAAGCGCAUAUACGCACUAGCACUCUGGUCCGCGUUAAUGGCGGCCCUCUUCACCUGGAAAUUCGUGCAGUACCGCCAGCACUCCGCAUUCCAUGUGAUGGGCUACUGCCUCCCUACCGCCAAAGGUGCAGCCGAGACUCUCAAACUCAACAUGGCUCUCAUCCUCCUCCCCGUCUGCCGCAACACCAUCACCUAUCUCCGUUCCACCCGUCUCUCCCGCAUCAUCCCUUUCGACGACAACAUCAACUUCCACAAGACCAUUGCGGCGGCCAUUGUGGUGGGCGUGAUUCUCCACGCCGGCAACCACCUCAGCUGCGAUUUCCCCCAUCUGAUCUCGAGCUCGGAGGACGCAUAUCGUGAAAACUUGAGUCUUGAUUUCGGGGAGACGAAGCCUUCUUAUGGAGAACUGGUGCAGGGUGUAGAAGGUGUGACGGGUAUAAUAAUGGUGGUGUGUAUGACGGUGGCCUUCACUCUCGCCACCCGCUGGUUUCGUCGGAGCCUCGUGAAGCUGCCCCGUCCUUUCGACCGUCUCACCGGCUUCAACGCUUUCUGGUACUCCCACCAUCUCUUCGUCCUCGUCUACGCAUUGCUCAUUGUCCAUGGCCAGCACCUCUACUUCAUUCACCAUUGGUAUCUCAAAACGACUUGGAUGUAUCUGUGUGCUCCGCUGCUUCUAUACAUGGGUGAAAGGACUCUGAGAUUUCUGAGGUCUGGUUAUUAUUCCGUUCGAUUACUCAAGGUUGCUAUAUACCCUGGAAACGUUCUGGCUCUGCAAAUCUCAAAACCGCCUGGAUUUCGAUACAAGAGCGGGCAAUACAUGUUCGUGCAAUGCCCUGCUGUUUCCCCUUUAGAAUGGCAUCCUUUCUCCAUCACUUCAGCUCCGGGGGAUGAUUACCUCAGCAUUCAUAUUAGACAGCUGGGAGACUGGACCCGGGAGCUCAAACGGGUCUUCUCGGAGGCAUGCGAGCCUCCUGUAGCCGGUAAAAGCGGUCUCCUGAGAGCCGAUGAGACCACAAGGAGGAGCAUGCCCAAAUUAUUGAUAGACGGCCCCUACGGUGCUCCCGCACAGGAUUACAUGAAAUACGAUGUGCUUCUCCUUGUUGGACUUGGCAUCGGCGCAACCCCAUUCAUCAGCAUCUUAAAGGAUUUGCUCCACAACAUCGUUAAAAUUGAAGAACAAGAAAAUGCGAUCACAGACUAUGUACCACCACCAGACGGGCACAUCGACUUGGCGACAAUACUGAAAGCCACUCAAAGACCCAAAUGGACGCUCAAGACAACGAAUGCCUAUUUUUAUUGGGUUACCCGCGAACAGGGAUCCUUCGAUUGGUUCAAAGGCGUCAUGAACGAGGUCGCAGAGCUCGAUCAAAGGGGUGUUAUUGAGAUGCACAAUUAUCUCACUAGCGUUUACGAGGAUGGGGAUGCGCGGUCAGCACUUAUUGCCAUGGUGCAGGCUCUAAACCACGCUAAAAAUGGCGUAGACGUCGUCUCCGGAACCAGAGUGCGGACGCACUUUGCACGACCCAAUUGGAAGAAAGUGUUCUCGAGAAUAAGCUCCAAGCACACUUAUGCUAAAAUCGGGGUGUUUUACUGCGGGGCGCCGGUCUUAGCGCAGGAGCUGAGUAAGCUCUGCUACGAAUUCAACCAGAGAGGCGUGACCAAGUUCGAGUUCCACAAGGAGCACUUCUGACAAUAUAUCAUACACUGCUCGACCCGUACAUACUGAUUAUACGUUUAGGGUAAAUUAAUUGUAUAGCACAGAUUUUUUUUCUUUUUUUUUUUUUAAUUUUUGUAGUCAAUUUUGUAUUUUCCUUAAAUAUUUAUCAUUAUGAGAGUGAAAUGUAGAGAUAUAGAGAGAGAGUAGAGAUAGAUGGUUUGGUACGAGCAACCAUUUUUCUCUACGUUGUAUCUUAUGAUGUGAAUGGAAAACAGAAAAAAGAAAAGCUAGAGGAAAGAAAGGAGCAACGCUUGACCUCAAAGGAAGCAAAUCUUGGGCCACAUGUAUAAUAGGAUAUAAA
Messenger RNA from Phalaenopsis equestris, 3613 nucleotides. Its product is annotated as respiratory burst oxidase homolog protein A. Lineage: Eukaryota; Viridiplantae; Streptophyta; Magnoliopsida; Asparagales; Orchidaceae. Gene Ontology annotation, molecular function: calcium ion binding; peroxidase activity; NAD(P)H oxidase H2O2-forming activity. The record is from RefSeq and is a predicted model, not a curated record. The coding region runs from base 463 to 3285 and encodes 940 amino acids. Gene Ontology annotation, cellular component: plasma membrane. The transcript is spliced from 14 exons.